UGUGUACUAUGUUAUUUCGGGAGGAUUACCAUGGAAUAUUCUUUAUAUGGGCCUAAGAUUUUGGGUGUAAUGGACAUCUCCAAUGUCUCAAAUUUCAACACCACUGUCAAAACACAGGGUCUUUUCUGCUACGAGUCUUUGAGUGGAUCGUGUACGAGGUACGCUCGCCCCCUGAGCAUUCAGGUUCCCAUGUUCACUGCAAUGGGGUUGGCGAUACUGGUGACUGUGAUGGGAAACCUACUCGUCAUCACCUCCAUUGCACACUUCAAGCAGCUCCAAACAUCCACAAACCAGCUGCUCCUCUCCCUGGCUGUGUGUGACCUCCUUCUGGGGGGUUUUGUGAUGCCAUGCAGUGCUGUGCGCUCAGUCCAGGGCUGCUGGUACUUAGGAGAGUUCAUGUGUAAGCUCCACACAAGCACUGACAUCAUGCUAAGUUCCUCCUCCAUCUUGCAUCUAUCUUUCAUCUCCAUUGACCGUUACUUUGCCGUCUGUAGGCCAAUGAGGUACAAACUGAUCAUCAGCAAUAACACCGUCUGGAUCAUGGUUGCCACUAGUUGGCUGGUCCCUGCUAUUUUUGCUUUUGGAAUGAUUUUUUCUGAACUCAAUCUAAAAGGCAGGGAGGUUUUCUAUGAAACAAAUGUCAAGUGUGUUGGAGGCUGUCAGGUAUUCUUCAGUCCGAUGGCAGCUGUUGCAUCUUCCUUUUGUUUCUACAUCCCAGGUUUUAUUUUGAUUUGUCUAUAUUUCAAGAUAUAUUGGGUGGCCAGGGCUCAGGCCAAGUCCAUUAAAGAUCUGUCUCGUCAGGUUAGAGAGGCCGACUCUGGACGUAGAGCGCGACGAGGGGCAAAUAUCCUGGCAAUAGUGGUUGGAGUGUUUUUUGCAUGCUGGUGUCCCUUUUUCUUGUGCCUCAUCAUUGACCCUUUCAUAUUGUACUCUGUCCCACCACAGUUCGCCGACACCCUUGUUUGGCUUGGCUAUUUGAACUCUACUUUUAACCCUAUUGUGUAUGCCUUCUUUUAUACGUGGUUUAGGAGGGCAUUGACAAUCAUCAUCAAGGGCAAAAUCUUUCAGAGGGACUCAUGUAGAUUUCAACUGUAUUCUGAAUGA
Esox lucius (northern pike) is the source of this 1104-nucleotide messenger RNA. Its product is annotated as trace amine-associated receptor 1-like. Bases 31 to 1104 code for a protein of 357 amino acids. The transcript has 2 exons. Gene Ontology annotation, biological process: adenylate cyclase-activating adrenergic receptor signaling pathway. Gene Ontology annotation, cellular component: membrane. Lineage: Eukaryota; Metazoa; Chordata; Actinopteri; Esociformes; Esocidae. Gene Ontology annotation, molecular function: trace-amine receptor activity. The record is from RefSeq and is a predicted model, not a curated record.